AUGCAAAUGCCCUUGACCAUGCUGAUCUCGACCCGUGAUGCCGUUGGCUUUGGCUUGGGCGUGACUGUUGGAGCCGGUGUCUUCAUGGCAACUGGGAAGGCGGCACAAGAAGCUGGCCCAGCUGUGACGUUGUCAUUUCUGAUCGCAGCUGUGGGCUGCAGCUGCACAGGCCUUUGCUAUGCCGAGCUCGCGGCUCUGGUUCCAUCUUCCGGCAGCUCUUACACUUUCGUCUACCACGCGGCCGGAGAGCUUCCAGCAUGCAUGGUUGGUCUGACAAACAUCGUGAAUUCAGUUUUGUCAAGUGCGGCUGUGGCUCGUGGCUGGGAAGGCUACAUGCGUCUUCUUCUCAUAUCGACGGGUGUCAAUCCACCGGCAUUUAUGGAAGGAUUCAGCUGGGGACCUCUACAGGUAUCUUUCCUCGCUCCUGUUCUGAUUGGGGCGGUGGUUGCCAUUAAUCUGUGCGGAACGUUGGCCAUCUCAACUUUCAACAACGUGGUCACGUUCAUAUCCGUAACACUGCUCCUGGUCUACAUCUUCGGUGGUGCCACGCAUUUUGACCCAACCUUGUGGGACCCAUACGCUCCACAUGGUAGUCUAGGCAUUGCCAAAGGUGCCGGCUCGGUCUUCUUUUCUUACCUUGGCUUCGAUGUGCUUGCGACGCUGGGCGCUGAAUCCGUCAAUGAGAAGGUUGUUCCCUGUGGCAUUGUGCUGACACUGUUUAUCAGCACCGCUAUCUACUGUGGUGUUGGUGCAGUCUUCACUGGGCUGGUGGACUACACGGAAGUAGACAUGACAGCCCCCCUGGCGCGCGCUGCUGAGCAGAGGGAUCUUCCCAUCUUGGCACUCUUGGUGUCAAUUGGGGCAGUCGGAAACACCUUGACUACUGUCAUAGGUGCAAUCGUUGCCAACCCGCGUUACUGUUUAUCCAUGGCACAGGAUGGGCUAUUGCCAGCUACACUUGUUCGGCUCAACCGUUUUGGAGCCCCCGGACGUUCCCUGCUGGUAAUGGCAGGCCCUGCUGUGGUUAUUGCAGCUUUGUUCGAUUUCACUGCCAUCGCAGACGUGGUGUCCGCUGGAGCACUAGGAACCUUUGCCCUGGUAUGCGCCUCGCUGAUCCUGCUUCGCUGCCCAUGCACUUGGGACUCAGGUUCAUCGCAAAGGGAUGAGUCAGGGAACACGGAAGAAGAUGACAACAACUGCGAAGUCGUGAAGGCACACGCGCAUGCUCCCAAGUCUGUGGUUCUAGGCUUGGUCAGCUUCGUGAUUUUUACAUUUAUCUUGGGUAUCCUCGUGAAACUGCCUCUGGAUGAAAAUGCAUGGUUUGGUAAAGUGCUCAUUGGUGGCCUUGGUGUCGGCAUCGCGAUCGCAGCUUGCAUAGUGGCCGCACCCUUUGUGCGUCGUGAUGCAGGAGCACAUGUUCGCGCAGAGACGAUUCAACGUACUGCGCAGUUCCGGAUGCCGCUGAUGCCGGUGUUUCCUCUGUUGGGCAUUUUUAUGAAUGUCUUGCUGGCUUCACAGAUGAGCUUGCUCACGCUGAUUGAAGUCGGAGUUGUUCAGGCCAUGGGAGCUGGCUUCUACUUCUACUACUCUGCGCCUCGAAGUCACCUCAAUCGUCAGAGAAAGAAGACCUGGACACCCGUGUUCGAUGGUGCAGUUCCUCCAGAGCAAGUCAACCAGUCCUGA
Molecule: messenger RNA, 1683 nt
Organism: Symbiodinium pilosum
Lineage: Eukaryota; Dinophyceae; Suessiales; Symbiodiniaceae
Source: the annotation of a GenBank genome assembly